GCCAACAAUGGAAAUUGCCUGCCAUUGUGUCCCUCAUUGACAAUGACCAGGUUGGCGUCAUGACUCGCCACGUAAUGUUGUCGAACCUUUGCCAUGGACAUGGUGCAUAUACAUAUAGACAUGCACAUACACAUGUGUGUAACGUCUAUAUAGCAGCGACGACGUGUCUGUGUUUGACAGGAUCAAGUUUCUCUUUAUAGAUCAAGAUGGUUGAUGAUAUAGGUACUAAUGCAGAUAGAGACUAUGAUCAUAAGUAUAAUUAUGCAGGUGGAAGCAGUGUUUCGGCUGAGGAUGGGAUCAUCAAGGAACAAGAUCGAUUGCUGCCGAUCGCCAAUGUUGGACGGAUCAUGAAGCAGAUCCUGCCACCUAAUGCAAAAAUCUCCAAGGAAGCAAAAGAAACCAUGCAAGAAUGUGUCUCGGAGUUCAUUAGCUUUGUGACUGGAGAAGCAUCUGACAAGUGUCACAAGGAGAAGCGCAAGACUGUCAAUGGGGACGACAUUUGUUGGGCUUUGGGAACUUUAGGGUUCGAUGACUAUGCUGAACCGCUUAAAAGGUAUUUGCAUAGAUAUAGGGAGUUAGAAGGUGAGAAAGCUAACCAGAGUAAGGCUAGUGAAGAAAAUGAUGAACCUUCAAAUUAUAGAGAUGAACCACCAAGGAAGCAUACAGUUUCACCUGCUCCACUGAAGUUCAAUGUGCUUGAGAGGAGUAAUAGCUCUCUUUCCAAGCGACUUUAGGGGCUUUGAUGAAAUCAUCAUCAAGAUUAUAAUUUCUACUUGUAAAUUAUGAUCUUGAUGAUGAUGAUGUGAUGAUAUAUGUUGUUGUUGAUGAAAAUGGCCAUUCCCUUUUGGGGGUGGGAGGAGUAUUUGUCUGUUUUCCUUUGUACGGGUUUAGAAAUCUUGGGCUUGUUUUUGCUCGACUGUUUUUAGCUUAAGGAUCAUGUGAAAAUUGUGUCAAGCGCUAAUCCUUGUAUCUUCUGCUUCAAAUUAUGAGGUCUGUUCACUGCUGGAGGUGGUUUUACAGAAUAAUAUGAUGAUAUUUGUAUCUUGGUUUGUGAUUCGGAA
This is a messenger RNA of Vitis riparia (riverbank grape), 1061 nucleotides long. Its product is annotated as nuclear transcription factor Y subunit B-4-like. Gene Ontology annotation, cellular component: nucleus; CCAAT-binding factor complex. Gene Ontology annotation, molecular function: protein heterodimerization activity; DNA-binding transcription activator activity, RNA polymerase II-specific; RNA polymerase II cis-regulatory region sequence-specific DNA binding. Gene Ontology annotation, biological process: regulation of transcription by RNA polymerase II. The record is from RefSeq and is a predicted model, not a curated record. Lineage: Eukaryota; Viridiplantae; Streptophyta; Magnoliopsida; Vitales; Vitaceae. The transcript has a single exon. The coding region runs from base 207 to 734 and encodes 175 amino acids.